AGCUUCCUAUCGCAUACCCAGACCAGGGCACGCCAACUUGUUCCCUCCAACAUUCGCUAUUUCGCUGCCUGGACUCUUCUUUCGUGUCGACGUCGUCAGCAGCAGCAACAACAACAUCUACAGUAAUUCGUCCUGCGGUCCCAAUACCGCUUCCUCUCGAUACUCGCGCUCCCUUGCGAAUGUUCCAGUGCCGCAGCUUACGAGGCUCGCGCAAAGGGUUUCCCACUUGAUCUGGACGAUCGCGACGGCUUUAAAUUAUCGCAAAGAGACAGAGACGGAGACGUCGCAAAUACAAUGGCUUCCGCAAGACUCGUUGGAAUGGGCUUCCAGCUCCUUAAGCGAGCGACCGAUGAAGAGAGCGAUCCUGAGGAGGGUGACUCUGCUCAGAAGGAAUUGUUCGCGGCAUGGGCGCUCUUCAUCUCGAUUAUGCUGCUCAUUAUUGCUUUCUUCACAAGCUAUAUGCUGCAGAUGAAGAAGGUCACUGCUAUACAUGAAACGGUUAUAUCCAUCUUUGCUGGAAUGGUUGUUGGGCUUGUCUUGAUGAUAGCUUCUGGCGACUCUAUUCGCAACAUGAUCAGUUUCGACUACCAAAUCUUCUUCAACCUUCUUCUGCCACCUAUUAUUCUAUCCUCGGGUUAUGAGCUACAUCAGGCCAACUUCUUCCGCAAUAUUGGUACCAUCUUGACCUUUGCCUUUGCUGGAACCUUUCUGUCGGCUGUCGUCAUUGGCUUGAUCCUGUACAUCUUUACACUCCUCCCCGGAUCGCUGGGCAUGACCUUUGUCGAUGCGAUUUCCGUGGGCGCAACUCUCUCCGCUACUGACCCUGUCACUAUUCUCGCAAUCUUCAACACCUACAAGGUUGACCCCAAGCUGUAUACCAUCAUCUUUGGAGAGUCGAUUCUCAAUGAUGCUAUUGCCAUUGUCAUUUUCGAAACUGCGCAGAAGUACAAGAAGGGCGAGGCUGCUAAUCUUGGCAUCGUCAGCUUCUUCGAAGGUACAGGAAUCUUUUUGCUCGUCUUCUUCUGCAGCAUGUUCAUCGGCUUCAUUGUUGGCGUGGGCACUGCUUUGCUGCUUAAGUUUACCUACCUUCGCCGUAUUCCCAAGAUUGAGAGUUGUUUGAUUGUCUUGAUCGCCUACGCCACUUACUUCUUCUCUCACGGCCUUCAUAUGUCUGGUAUUGUGUCGCUGCUUUUCUGCGGUAUUACACUUAAGCACUAUGCCUAUUUCAACAUGUCACGCCGAACUCAACUCACCACCAAGUUCAUCUUUCAGAUCUUAUCGCAGUUGUCUGAGAACUUCAUAUUCAUUUACCUGGGGCUGGCUUUGUUCACAGACAACAACCUUUCAUUCCAGCCGCCUCUCAUCAUUGUCACUAUUCUGGCUGUCUGUGCUGCCAGAUGGGUCGCUGUAUUCCCUUUGUCCAAGGCUAUUAACUGGUUCAUCCGAUAUCGCGCCAGCAGACGCGGUCAAGAGGUUGGCGAUGAGCUGCCCUACAACUACCAGGCCAUGCUCUACUGGGCUGGCCUCCGUGGAGCUGUCGGCGUGGCGCUUGCUGCUUUGCUCACUGGCGACAACGCGCCCGCACUUAGAGCUACUGUUCUGGUUGUUGUCGUGCUUACUGUCAUCAUUUUUGGUGGUACGACUGCUCGAAUGCUUGAGAUCCUGGGUAUUCGGACUGGCGUUGUUGAAGAAGUCGACAGCGACGAUGAGUUCGAUAUCGAGACCUUUGGCGGAGGCCUUCAGGUCAAGCGUUCAGGAACAGGGAUCGGAUAUAAUCCUCGCCGGAAUGGCAGCGUCGCCCUUGGCAGUCUCGAAGCUGGCCAGUCUGCUAGUUAUGUCUCAGGCGCCUCGUCUCCGCACACUGGUGGCCGCCCUGUUAGCAAGAGUCGAAAGAACUCUAUCCCGGAGCGAUCUGAUCUCCUUCGCCAUAACGAUGAUUCCGACAUUGGUAGCGAUAUUGACGUCUCCGACCUGCCUCCGCCAGCCCGACGAUCACCACUGCCACGGGCUAGCACCGCUCCUCCAUCUCGAGUAGACAGUGCAUAUGCAACUCCCACGACAGAGACACCCGGUGGCCAACCUAUAACAGCAACCAAUGCCCUCCGACAGCUCUGGUCCUCGGAGGAUCCUGCCAGUGUGUUCCACCAUCUAGACGAGGACUUCAUCAAGCCCAGGCUACUGCUUCAAGGUGAUGGCUCUAGGGGCGGGCACGGUGGACCAAGCUGAGUGGGAUAUAGUGAAUGAUGGAUAUUCAUGAGAUUCCCGCGUCGAGGCGGGCUGUAUCAUCUUAUGUGCAUGAACGGCGUUGGGUUUCAUUAGUAUAGACAUGGCAUUGAUGUUAG
Molecule: messenger RNA, 2342 nt
Organism: Fusarium oxysporum Fo47
Lineage: Eukaryota; Fungi; Ascomycota; Sordariomycetes; Hypocreales; Nectriaceae
Product: bifunctional K:H/Na:H antiporter NHX1
Exons: 5
Coding region: 295-2226 (643 amino acids)
Biological process (GO): sodium ion transport; vacuolar acidification; proton transmembrane transport
Cellular component (GO): fungal-type vacuole membrane; early endosome; late endosome
Molecular function (GO): sodium:proton antiporter activity
Source: RefSeq, a predicted model, not a curated record